Messenger RNA from Hippocampus zosterae (dwarf seahorse), 3075 nucleotides. RefSeq names its product peptidylprolyl isomerase G (cyclophilin G) (gene ppig). The transcript is spliced from 13 exons. The record is from RefSeq and is a predicted model, not a curated record. NCBI's taxonomy places the organism in Eukaryota, Metazoa, Chordata, Actinopteri, Syngnathiformes, Syngnathidae. Gene Ontology annotation, molecular function: peptidyl-prolyl cis-trans isomerase activity. Gene Ontology annotation, biological process: protein folding; protein peptidyl-prolyl isomerization. Bases 193 to 2283 code for a protein of 696 amino acids. Gene Ontology annotation, cellular component: nucleus.
UGUGCAGGAAACACAAAAAAAGUGGCCAACGAUUCCUUCCCAAAAUGCAUUGACGUGACGUCUCCAUCGCGCCAUCUUCGUAAGCGGACGAUCAGUGGACGUUGAAUGAGAACCCGUGCCUUUUGAAAGAAACGUCUGCUACAUGGAGUGAUAAGAUUGCUUUUUCCAGGUGGUUCAGCAACUCUUGUCAUCAUGGGGAUCAAGGUUCAACGUUCUCGGUGUUUCUUUGACAUCGGAAUUGGAAGCGCAGCAGUCGGUCGAAUCAUUGUCGAGUUGUUCACAGACAUGUGUCCCAAAACAUGUGAAAACUUCAGAUGCCUUUGCACUGGUGAGAAAGGUGUUGGUAAAGUAACCCAGAAACCGCUUCAUUACAAAGGAUGCCUGUUCCAUCGCAUUGUGAAAGACUUUAUGAUUCAAGGAGGCGACUUCAGUGAAGGCAAUGGAAGAGGAGGCGAAUCCAUCUACGGGGGCUUUUUUGAAGACGAAAGCUUUGCUGUGAAACAUAACAAGGAGUACUUGCUGUCUAUGGCCAAUAGAGGAAAAGAUACAAAUGGAUCACAGUUUUUCAUAACAACCAAACCAACUCCUCAUUUGGACGGGGUCCAUGUGGUUUUCGGCCACGUGAUUUCUGGUCAAGAGGUCUUACAAACUAUGGAGAAUGAGAAAACGGAUCCCAACAGCAGACCCUACGCCGAAAUCAAGGUUUUGAACUGCGGGGAACUCGUCCCCAAAUCAAAAGCCAAGAAACGUGACAAGAAGAAGGAGCGCGCUUCGUCCAGUUCCAGCAGUAGUUCCAGUGACUCCGACAGCACCUCGGAAUCCUCCUCCGAGUCCGAAGAAUCGGACAAAGAGUCCAAGAAGCAAAAAAAGAAAGCCAAAAGGCAAAAGAAGAAACAGAAGAAGGACAAAAAGAAGGCCGACGAGCAGCCUGAAGUUGUCGAAGAGAAAGAACAAGAAGAGGUGGUCACGUCCACCGUGCGUCCUGAAGAAAUACCGCCCGUCCCCGAGAAUCGCUUCCUGAUGAGGUUCUCCCCGGUCGAGCAAAAAAAAGAGGAGCCCGUCAAGGACAAAGAAAGCAAAGACGAACGCCCUCGCGACAGAUCGAGCGCGCAAUACAAUUCUCAGUCCAUGUACAACAGAAGAUUGGUCAUGACGCGAUCCGGCAGGAAAAUCAAAGGCAGGGGCCCCAGGAGAUACAGAACUCCUUCACGCUCUCGUUCACGAUCCAGAGAUCGCUUUCGCCGCAGCGAAACUCCGCCCCACUGGCGUCUGGAGUUGCAGCGUCAGAGGAUGAGGGCGGUCACGGGGGAGCGUUGGAUUAAAGGAGACAGAGGCGACAUGAGCGAGGACAAGGAGGAGGCCGCCGGCGGGAUCCCUCAGAGGAGAGAGCGGCGGACCUCCAGUUCCAAGCGCGAGCACGCGGACGAGGGGAAAAAGGACAAGAAAUCCAAAAGCAAGGAAGAUUCCGGGGAGAAGCAAGGCAAGCAGAAGGAAAAGAAAAAGGCCAAAUCUAAAAGUCGAAGCAGAGAAAAGAGCAGACGCUCCAAAAGCAGAGAGAAGAGGAGACGCUCCAAGAGCAAAGAGAAGAGUCAGAAGAAUAAACGCGGUGACAGGAAAGAUCGCUCGAGGAGCAAAGAGCGAAAUGCGGACAAGAAGGAGAAGGAAAGCGAUCACGGCAAAGAGAAAAACAGGGAGCAGGAGUCUGACGGCAAGAAGAAAGAGGAUUCCAAGACGAGCAACGGCGAGAGAAGGCGGACAAAGUCGCAAAGUCAAGACAGAAGCUCCAAGGAGCGACGGCGAUCAAGCAGCCGAAACCGAGAGAAGGCCGCGCGCGCCGCCUCCAAGGACAAGGACGAAAAACGCCGAGAGAGGGGCCGGGAACGCAGCAGGAGCGCGCACAGGCGACACGGCGACGACAAGGACGACAAAAGGCGGCGGACGCGCAGCCGCGAGCGCAGGAAAAGCCGCGAGCGCAGCAAGGCCCGCGAUUCCUACCGAAGCAGGCGCUCCAGAAGCAAGAGCAGCCGGAGGGGACGCAGCAAAGAUCGCAAGGACGGCCAGCGGAGGCGACGACGCAGCAGGUCCAGCAGCAGCAGUUCCAGCAGCUCCAGCAGCAGCUCGGACAGCGAUCAAGACAGACGCAAGCGUCGCAAGAGCCCCGAUUCCAAACGCAGAAGAUCCAAAAGCGCCUCCAAAGACGGGAAAAGAACCGACACGACGAAAGGCAAAAGCAACAGCAAACGGGAUCACUCGAGCCCCCGUUCAAGGUCUCGCAGCGACUGAAACCGUCUUAAAAUUAGUUGUGCCCCCCCGGCCCCCACCACCCUCUUUCUCCUGAACGUCGUCAUAUGCGCAAGUACGCAUUUUCCGCGCUGCUCCGUCUUUCCAAAGAGCCGCGCAUGGUGAUAUUUCUCACUCGGUUUGUCCACAGCGCCAUUUAAAAAAAAAUAAUAAUAAUAAUAAUUCCCUGACAGUAAACGAGAGGCUGCACCUGACAACUGCGAUGGCUGCAAGAGGCCAGCGAUCAACCCCCCCCCAACCAACAAAAGAGACCACAGGGGCUUCUUGUGAGCCAAGGACUUGGUUUUUGCGCUAAACAAAAACGGUUUCUGCGGCCGACUGAUGGCGUACUGUAACUGAGGACUUAAAAACCAAACCGUCGUUUGAUUAUUUGGUUCAGCCAAUUAAAGAUUUUGCUGUAAGAAACGUUUUUUUUUUAUUUUUUUUUUUUUAACCGAAGCUCGUUUGGUUAUUUUAUCUUUGAAGUGGAAAAUGUGAUUUAAAAGAGCGGGGGGGGGGGGGAGAAAAUAAUCCUUUGCAUGCUUCUUUCAGACCAUGAGGUUUUCACUUCAUGGGUCCAGUGACCUUUUCAAUGACCUCCAGCUCGUCUCUGUAUUCUUGCUGUCAACUUGUUUGUUGUUUUUUUUUUUUUUGUUUUUUUUAAUGUGCAAAAUGUUCAUGGCGCAAGUGCGACAAAACCAACUUGGAUGAGAUGUUCAUUGCGCACGUUGGUUUUCGUCGCGUGCCCUCUGUGUAGAAUGGAAAUUAAAAAGACACCAUUUUGUUUUUACAAUA